AGUGGUGUAUAACAAUGGGGAGGAUUCAAGAAUGGUUAUUUCGCCCCAGGAGUGGGCAAACAAUGGUCCUUUUGCUCUUGCUCUUUCUUUGGGGCUCGACCCAAGUCACCUAUGUAACUGAAGGUAGAGUCAUCUCCUCCGCGCUCCCGAGAGGAGAGGCUGAACAAGAGAAGGUGACGUCGAUGAAGAGAAUGAGGUCGCUGAUAGGGUCGAGUCCUCCGACGUGCGAGAGGAAGUGCAGCUCCUGCGGGCACUGCGAGGCCGUGCAAGUCCCUUUCGUUCCCCAACAAGUUCGCGGCCCAAGAAGACUUAGGAGUGCUCGUAGUCAUAAUGCUUCUGCAUCCACAAGGGCCACGACUGCUUGCUAUUCGAGAGGCGAUGAUAUCUCCAACUACAAGCCCAUGACGUGGAAGUGCAAAUGUGGAGGCAUGCUUUUCAACCCUUGAUCUAAAACGAACUCACCAUCUUCAUCUCGCAGAGAUCAGGAGUACUAUAUUCAAUUUGCCCUCUAUGUACAACCCUUCUUUCUUAUCCUCGUUUUUUGGCGGUUUCCUCCAAUUUUUGUCUUAUAUAUAUGGCAUAUGUAAAGCUUUUUAUCCUUCUCGC
This is a messenger RNA of Eucalyptus grandis, 606 nucleotides long. Its product is annotated as EPIDERMAL PATTERNING FACTOR-like protein 2. The transcript has 3 exons. Bases 15 to 446 code for a protein of 143 amino acids. The record is from RefSeq and is a predicted model, not a curated record. NCBI's taxonomy places the organism in Eukaryota, Viridiplantae, Streptophyta, Magnoliopsida, Myrtales, Myrtaceae. Gene Ontology annotation, biological process: stomatal complex development; guard cell differentiation.